Pichia kudriavzevii is the source of this 573-nucleotide messenger RNA. RefSeq lists its product as uncharacterized. Gene Ontology annotation, cellular component: cytoplasm; nucleus. NCBI's taxonomy places the organism in Eukaryota, Fungi, Ascomycota, Pichiomycetes, Pichiales, Pichiaceae. The transcript has a single exon. Gene Ontology annotation, biological process: adenosine 5'-(hexahydrogen pentaphosphate) catabolic process; diphosphoinositol polyphosphate metabolic process; diadenosine pentaphosphate catabolic process. Bases 1 to 573 code for a protein of 190 amino acids. Gene Ontology annotation, molecular function: bis(5'-adenosyl)-hexaphosphatase activity; bis(5'-adenosyl)-pentaphosphatase activity; diphosphoinositol-polyphosphate diphosphatase activity. The record is from RefSeq and is a predicted model, not a curated record.
AUGAGUUACACCAAGAAGGAGACUGCUCGGGUAGGUAGGGAGCACCAACUGUACACCAAGGAUAAUCUGAGACUUGUUGCAGGAGGCAUUGUCCUCGAUGGAACACAUGAGAAAGUGCUGAUGAUUUCUUCUGCAAAACACCCGGAUAAAUGGAUAAUUCCAAAAGGUGGCAUUGAGGAUGAUGAAGUUGAAGAUUAUGGCACUGCUGCGUUGAGAGAGGUUUGGGAGGAAGCAGGUGCUGAUUGCGAGAUAGUCAAAAAAAUAGGACAGUACAAAGACCACCGGUUAGAGAAGAAUAGUACCGAUAUCGGUGAGUGGGCACUCUGCGAGUUUCACUUUUACCAAAUGAAAUUAAAACAACUUGCAAUAGAGUGGCCCGAGUCUAGCACAAGACUGCGGAGGUGGUGUGACUAUUCCGAAGCAAAACAUGAGUUGCUCAAGUCAAAAAGACCGGAGUUGUUGUUAGCUUUGAAUGAUUCGGACAUUGUCAAAAAUGUUGACCUGUUGGAAUACGAACACUCUAAUUUGAAGGAUACACAAUUAGACAAUGACGAUCAGUAUGAGAACAUAUGA